Molecule: messenger RNA, 1460 nt
Organism: Clupea harengus (Atlantic herring)
Lineage: Eukaryota; Metazoa; Chordata; Actinopteri; Clupeiformes; Clupeidae
Gene: acyp1
Product: acylphosphatase 1, erythrocyte (common) type
Molecular function (GO): acylphosphatase activity
Source: RefSeq, a predicted model, not a curated record
GCUAAUUUGACUAUCGUCGCUCACUGAACGCUGCUCAUGAUGCUACAGAAAGAUCUUCGAACCUGCGGUGAAACGUUUGAUGAAAAUCUCGCCAGAGUAUUAGGAGUAAUUGGCCUCCACUAUGGCUACUGACCUCCUCUCGGUGGAUUAUGAAGUCUACGGUAAAGUUCAAGGGGUGUUUUUUCGAAAGUAUACCCAGAAAGAAGGAACGCAAUUGGGCUUGGUUGGCUGGGUGCAGAACACUGAGGAUGGUACAGUGCAAGGGCAGCUUCAAGGACCAGCUGACAAAGUUAGGCAGAUGCAGGAAUGGCUGAAGACCACAGGAAGCCCUCGAUCACACAUCGUCAAAGCUGAGUUCCAGAACGAGAAGACGAUUGAUGCAGUGGAUUACAAAGACUUUAAAGUUAUUCGUUAAAUUGAUAACCAUCAUUACCAUCAUUAUUUAUUUUCACAUUAUCUGGUAAUUAAAUGAAAUAGUUUUAUUUUGAGAAUAAACCACUGUCAGUUCUGAUAAAUCUAGAUAGCACACAUUUAAUAAAAUGCUUUACUGGGAAAUAUAUUUUUAAUACAUUUCAUGAAGUUAAAUCUGAGUUCAUGCAUACGGUUUAAAUAUAUCAUACAGUUUCAAGUAGUUCAAGUAAAAUCACAUCCAAGUUGAUUCUCUACUUGUGUGUGUCUUUGUGCAAAUGUAGAAGGCUGACAGCAUGGUUACAAAUAGCAAACACCUCUGAUAAGAUAUGAGCAGCAUAUUACUGCAUAUUGAUGUAUGUAAAUGAAUGCAUGGACUGACCAUCACAGUUGCCCGCAAUGAUCCAAACAGCUAUCCUGUGAAUGAACAAACUAUUGGUAAUCUAAAGACUUUUCGUUCGUGGUACCUCGCUGGUGGAAUGAUCUACCUAGUCCUGUCCGUUCCAGUGACAGCUUUGGCACAUUUAAAAACCUUUAAGAACCGACAACAGCUUUGUUACAUUUAAAAAGCAUUUAAGAACUGACAACAAUUCCACUGCUCCAGAAAUAGGCUACACACUGGAGUUGGAGUUACCUUUUUCCAGGCGCCGAUAAUGAUAACAUAUUGCUGAAGUUAACAGAUAACCUAUAAAUCAUUUCACAUAUUUUUCGGAGUAGUAGCCUACUGUUCUUCCUUUUUGCAGCCUCAUGCAGAUCUCAGUUAAGACGUCCCCUCACCAGUGUCAAGUGAAGCCAGCUGGUCAGGUGCCUCUUAUGCUAGAGACAGAGGGCGGAGAUGGUGACGAAGAUGGUGAGCUAGAGAGAGGAGGAAGAGAAUCUAGAGGAAAAUUCUAUUUUGUAAAACAUAUAUCUUUUAUUUUUCUUGCUAUUUAUUUUAUCUUGCUAUUUUGUUAAUAUGUUUUACAUCCUAUGCACCAAUUACACCAAGUUAAUUUCCUGUAUGUGUAAAUAUACUUAAAAAGAAUAAAAAAAGAAUUCUGAUUCUGAGAGAA